Molecule: messenger RNA, 1679 nt
Organism: Dicentrarchus labrax (European seabass)
Lineage: Eukaryota; Metazoa; Chordata; Actinopteri; Moronidae
Gene: ascl1b
Product: achaete-scute family bHLH transcription factor 1b
Exons: 1
Coding region: 183-797 (204 amino acids)
Biological process (GO): positive regulation of transcription by RNA polymerase II; regulation of neurogenesis; sensory organ development
Cellular component (GO): RNA polymerase II transcription regulator complex
Molecular function (GO): RNA polymerase II transcription regulatory region sequence-specific DNA binding; protein dimerization activity; DNA-binding transcription factor activity, RNA polymerase II-specific
Source: RefSeq, a predicted model, not a curated record
UCGGCUCGUGGAGUAAGCAGUCAAGAGAGACUUGGACUAGAGUUAGCCACACGGUCCCCACGCGAAGGACACGAGAGCUGUACACUGCCAACCGUUUCCACCCUUCCUCUCCGUCUUGUCCCCACUGUUAGAGGCAGCGCUCGCCCCUCUGCAUCCAUCACUGCAGGAGAACUGUCAACGAGAUGGAAACUACAACCAUCACCACCACGCAGACGGCAUUCGCCUUUGGACUUACUGAAAGACGCGCCACCCUCAGCCUGCACGCCCCGGCGCAGGACUGCACGGUCCCCGAUGUGCACCCCAACGCUGCCAGCACUGCCGGCUUCCAAAGCAAAACCAAGGUGCUGAAGAGACAGCGCUCCAGCUCGCCGGAGCUCCUGCGCUGCAAGCGGCGCCUGAGCUUCAACGGCCUUGGCUACUCCAUCCCUCAGCAGCAGCCCGUGGCCGUGGCCCGGCGGAACGAAAGAGAGAGGAACCGGGUCAAACAAGUCAACAUGGGUUUCCAGACGCUGCGUCAGCACGUGCCCAACGGGGCCGCCAACAAGAAGAUGAGCAAAGUGGAGACGCUGAGGUCUGCGGUGGAGUACAUCAGGGCUUUACAGCAACUUUUGGACGAACAUGACGCUGUGUCGGCUGCUUUCCAGUGCGGGUUGCCAUCCCCGACACUUUCCAACAGCUACUCCGCCGACCCGGAGUCGCCUCACUCCACCUACUCAUCCGAUGAAGGUGGUUAUGAGCCUCUGAGCUCCGAGGAACAGGAGCUGUUGGACUUUACAACCUGGUUCGACAGGUACUGAGGCUGACAGCAUCCAAACCACACAGCGGCGUCUGUGCGUAAAAGGCGGCUCUUCUUUCAGAAAAGCUGACACAGACUUAGGUAAAGGAAUCAGAUCGGUCUUGCCCUCCGUGCUUGUAAGAGAUCUGUUGCCUCCCCGCCUCACCCGGGCUGCUUCUGCAGGAGCAAAGCAAUAGUGAGAAAGAGAGAGGGAGUGUGUGUGUGUGAGAGAGAGAGGGAGCCUCUUGUUGCAUGAAUAGUCGCCCUGAAGUCCUCACAAGGAGGAGGGAGUUGGACUCGGUGUCACGUUGACGCGUGGAAGUAAGGAACUGUUGAUGUUAUGUUUGAAUAAGUGCAAUUAAUACGUGACACAGCAGGCUCUGCAGAGACGGUGCUGCAGUUCCAGAGGACUUGUUUGAUGAGUGUUUCAUCAGAGCAGGACUGCCUUCCUCGGCUGCCACGUCCGUUGAGAAGGCACAACACAGCAAAGAUGAUGCGUCAAAAGACUUUUUUUCGUGAUGUACAUUUCCACCCUUUCAUAACAAAAUUGUACCAUACAACAAAUUGUUUUAACAUGAAGACAUAUUUUUGUACAUUGAGUCAAAACAAACAAUGUUCUUGAACAACAGUCACUGCCACUUUUCCUGAUGGUGUUUUGAGAACCAGCUGUCAUUGUGGCAGUGAGUUGGCAUGUGUGAGUUGUGUGACUGGACAGCAAUAUCAAGACUACUACCUGUGACUGACUGUAGUUGUUUUGUUAUUUUUGAAUAGGUUGCAAGGAGAUCUUUAUUAAUGUAUGCACUUGUUCUCCGUUUCCCGUAGCCUACAAUGUAAAUAUUCGAUUUUAACAGAUAUAUUUUGUGUAAAACAAGUUUUAUAAAUAAAUAUGAAUCUAUUUAUAUUA